GAAAGAUAGCACGACUUGCAGAGAUUUAGAUGCAAAUAGUCUAGAUGCAUAUAUAGUGUCCUUUUGCGUUGUGUUCGAGGGCCGUCUCGGGUGCCCUCUGAGUAGCACCAAGGUUCCGCGUCGGGCCAAGAAGGGGGUACUUACGAAGAGCGGGCUCUGGCAAAAAGGCACCGGCAAAAGCCGGGCAUGGUAACAAUGACUUGUCGAUGCAGGAAGCAGCUUUUCAGGCUGCCUUUUGGCAGAGCAGUGUGUGACGUCGCAGUCGAUCUAUACAGAUGCUGUGACCAGCUAUGCAGCAGCUUUGCAUGUGCCCCUGCAUCCAAAAACUUGCCUGAAGUUGCUUGCCGCGGACCUUGCCAUCCUACAAGGGACCUUGCAAGGUGUUGCGAAGUACCUGCCGUGCAGCCAGAAAGCGUGCAGUUGUUGCGGGCAUCUGCUGCGGGAGAGGUGCUGGGAGUGAAGCGUUUGACCGUUAUGAAUGCCAACACAUCUGGCGCUGCGCCUGCAGCAACUACAGCGCUGCACUUCGCAUCUCUUCAUGGCCAUGUUGAGGUCGUGAGGAAUUUGAUAGAUCGCCGGGCCAACGUGAAUGCCCUGGAUGACCAUGGCUGGGCUCCUCUUCAUUUAGCAGCCGCAGCAGGCCGCGUUGGAGUGAUGAACCUGCUAAUCGAAGCCGGCGCAGUCCCUGAUCAACGAUCACCUGAUGGUACUCCCCAUGAUGUCGCUCUGAGAACAUUGCUGCCCGAACAGGAAAUGCAAGUCGUGGCAGCUCUAGCUGAGCAUGUUCGGGCCUUGCGCAAUGAAAUGAACUUCACGAAGAUCGAAUGACAGAA
Durusdinium trenchii is the source of this 833-nucleotide messenger RNA. The record is from the annotation of a GenBank genome assembly. NCBI's taxonomy places the organism in Eukaryota, Dinophyceae, Suessiales, Symbiodiniaceae.